AUGAAUUUAAUAUUACCUCAGAGCGCUCUAGCCGUUUACAAUGUUGCUCUUCAAGAUGGUCGAUUCGUUGCUGGAGCGGGGGCAACCGAGAUCGAGUUGAGGAAGGAACUCCUGUCUCAUGCCAACACCUUGCCCGGCAUGGAGCAAUAUGCCAUUAGGCAAUUCGCCAAAGCCCUAGAAAUUAUACCCAGAUGCAUUGCCGAAAAUACAGGUGCCAACGCCAGUGAAUCCUUAGACAGCGUUAUUGACGCACACAAUUGGGGACACAUGUAUGCUGGGAUGGACAUCGAGACCCAGGAUACAGCUGUUACUUGUUUCGACGUGGUGGAGAGAGAUGUACUUGAUGCAUUGGUUGUUAAACAUUGGGCCCUUAAAAGGGCCACACAGGCAGCCUGCACCGUGCUGCGAAUUGAUCACAUCGUCAUGGCCCGUCCAGCUGGUGCACCAACAAUGCCAGCAGAUGACCUGUAA
Messenger RNA from Ctenocephalides felis (cat flea), 471 nucleotides. RefSeq names its product T-complex protein 1 subunit theta-like. Gene Ontology annotation, molecular function: ATP-dependent protein folding chaperone; ATP binding. The record is from RefSeq and is a predicted model, not a curated record. Bases 1 to 471 code for a protein of 156 amino acids. The transcript has 3 exons. Gene Ontology annotation, cellular component: chaperonin-containing T-complex. Lineage: Eukaryota; Metazoa; Arthropoda; Insecta; Siphonaptera; Pulicidae. Gene Ontology annotation, biological process: protein folding.